Molecule: messenger RNA, 426 nt
Organism: Arabis nemorensis
Lineage: Eukaryota; Viridiplantae; Streptophyta; Magnoliopsida; Brassicales; Brassicaceae
Source: the annotation of a GenBank genome assembly
AUGGGUAUUCCAGUGGAUUUUAAGGAGCUUCAGAUUCCGUCGUACGUACUUAAAACACUUUACGUCAUUGGUUUCUUCAGAGACAUCAUUAAUGCUCUUUGUCCUUACAUCGGUUUACCAAGUUUUCUUGAUCACGAGACAUCUCAACCCGACCCGACCCGACACGCUCUUUUCAAGGCGGCGAGUCUCGCAGAUGAGAUUUCGCCGGUGGUUCGUUUCUCCGACCUCCGUACUGACCUUGACGAUUGCUGCACGGUUUGUCUCUCCGAUUUCGUAUCUGAUGAUAAGGUAAGGCAGUUACCGAAUUGCCGACACGUGUUCCACCGUUGUUGCUUGGACCGUUGGAUCGUUGGUUGCCGCAAGAUGACGUGUCCGAUUUGUCGGAACCGGUUUGUACCGGAUGAAUGUUACACGGAGAUGGAUUAG